AUGGCUCGCCAAAAUUUUUUAGGCUUGGUCGUCUCCCAAGGGAAGAUGCAAAAGACGGUUAAAGUACGUGUAGAAACAAAAGUCUUUAAUAAGAAAAUCAACAAGGAGUUAUUUCAUAGAAGAGAUUAUUUAGUGCAUGAUGAAGGUGAAAUAUCAAGGGAGGGUGAUUUAGUAAGGAUAGAAGCGACGAGGCCGCUUUCAAAGAGGAAGUUUUUUGCCAUUGCAGAAAUUAUUAGAAACAAGGGUCAACAAUUUGCAUUAUACGAAUCAGAAGCUCAGUUAAGCGUUGCAAAAGAAGAAGCCCAAAAGGCAAAAGAAUUUUUGGAUAAAAGAUCAGUGAGGGAGAAUAAACUAAAUGAAAAAACAACCCUUUUACGUGAUAUUAGGACCAUCCAAGAUGCUUUAUCUAGCGGGUCAACGCCGAAAGAGUUAUUGGAGAUUAAACAAAGGUACGGCAUUCAAGAUUUUUCACAAGAAACAGUGAGGCAACUUUUACAGUUAGACAUCUCUGGAUUGGAGGUUAAUUUGGAGAAACAAAGAAGUCUCAUUGAUCGUAUUCAAACGCGAUUAUCCGAAUUGUUGUCGAAUGAUCUAAAAUGUGAUCAAUUUUUGAAGGAUCAUGGUGUUGAGGAUCCUUUGACCUUGAAAAAAAACAUCAAAAAAAAUUUGUUAAGAAAGCACGUCAUGAUGGAUAUGCAACAACCAAGCCAGUAA
Molecule: messenger RNA, 714 nt
Organism: Saccharomyces cerevisiae S288C
Lineage: Eukaryota; Fungi; Ascomycota; Saccharomycetes; Saccharomycetales; Saccharomycetaceae
Gene: MRPS17
Product: mitochondrial 37S ribosomal protein uS17m MRPS17
Exons: 1
Coding region: 1-714 (237 amino acids)
Biological process (GO): translation
Cellular component (GO): ribosome; mitochondrion
Molecular function (GO): structural constituent of ribosome
Source: RefSeq, marked reviewed